Molecule: messenger RNA, 477 nt
Organism: Monoraphidium neglectum
Lineage: Eukaryota; Viridiplantae; Chlorophyta; Chlorophyceae; Sphaeropleales; Selenastraceae
Product: plastid ribosomal protein S20
Exons: 5
Coding region: 1-477 (158 amino acids)
Biological process (GO): translation
Cellular component (GO): small ribosomal subunit; ribosome
Molecular function (GO): structural constituent of ribosome; small ribosomal subunit rRNA binding
Source: RefSeq, a predicted model, not a curated record
AUGCUGGCCCGCACGCGGUCUGUGUUCGGGACGGGCAUUGCCCCGCGUGUCGUGCCUGCCGUGGUGGUGGCUCCUGCCAGGCGCAGCCUGCAGGUCGUGGCAGCGGAGGCUCAGAACAAGAAGCGCACGCCCCAGCCGGUGAAGCGCGCUCAGCUCGCUGAGGAGCGGCGCAUGAACAACAAGGGGCGCAAGUCGGCCAUCGCCACUCGCAUCAAGAAGGUCCUCAAGCUGUCAGAGGCGCUGGUGAAGGCCCCGGAGGGUGCUGCCGAGCAGGCCUACAAGGAGAUCGACACAGCGGCCGUCAAGGGCAUCAUCCACGCCAACACCGCCGCCCGCCGCAAGGCGCGCGUCGCGAGGCACAAGCAGCAGGUGCUCAUCAGCGCGGGCCUCUACACCCCGGCCCCCGAGCACCCCGGCUUCGCCUUCUACCAGCGCGUGCAGGCCGCCAAGGCCAAGGCCGCCGGCGCCGCCAACUGA